GUCAGUUUCCUCACCUCAUCUCGACCCUUCGCCUUCUUCCUUCUUCUCACCCCCCAUCCUUUCGUCCUUCUGGACUCGUCAAGAUCCUUGCUCUGACGACGCCUCUCCGUCGGCAGCUGGUGUGACACUUCUUUUUUUCAUUUACUUUUUAUUCGCUUUUUGCUUGGUGAUCGGCUCUCGUUGAGAGGGAAAAAAAAACAAACACCUUCACUCAACUUGUUCGCACCCUUUGCGCGUACUUUAUCAUAGCGCAUUGCAGUCGAACGUUUUGUCUAUCGCGUUACGUUUACCUUUUAGCUGGAAGUUCCGACUGUUUCGCACCGGUUCGCAAGCUUUCGCGACUGCUCGCAACACCCGGAUCCUCGAGUGAACCGAUGAAUCUAUAAUACCUCGAAAUACACAGUCAUCAUGUCGUUUGGCGGAUUUGGAGGAGGAUUUGGUCAGAAUAACCAGCAGAGUUCCAGCUUUGGAACAGGCUCUGGCUUUGGCACGGGUACUGGUGGAGGUUUUGGAUCAACCUCAACAUCGUCCCCUUUUGGUGGGGGUAACACAUCAGGCGGUGCUGGUGGUGGUGGUGGCCUGUUUGGAAAUACCUCCAGCAGUUUUGGUUCCGGUGGAGGAUUUGGAACGAACACUCAGAACCAGGCGGGCUCAGCGUUUGGAAAACCUGCAGGAGGCUUCGGAACUGGAGCAUCUGGCGGAGGCCUUUUCGGAAGCUCCAACACAACAACAUCUACCACAGGCGGUGGCUUUGGUGGCGGCUUUGGCUCUACUACUGGAGGCACGUCUGGAUUUGGUAGCACGAACACCGGCGGCGGGAUGUUCGGAAGUAAGCCUGCAGGAGGGUUUGGUAGUACAACUGGGACAGGGACUGGUACCGGUUUUGGCGCUGGAGCUGGAGCUGGAACUGGCUUUGGAAGCAGUGCUGGAUCAGGAUUUGGAAGUGCAACAGGAACUGCAUUUCAGCAGGCCGUCCCGCCUUCCGAUGGCACUGGCAGCACCCCGUUCAGUGCCUUUACUGAGAAGGACGCAGCUUCUUCUGUUAUGAACCAUUACCAAAGCAUAUCUUUUAUGCAGCCCUACAGCAAAUACUCGUUUGAAGAACUUCGACUGGGUGAUUAUAAUGCGGGUCGCAGAUUCGGAAAUGGGAGUGGGCAGGCAGGUGCCUUUGGCUCUUCAGCCUUUGGGGGAUCGGGAUUUGGAUCUCAGCCCCAGUCUACUGGGUUCGGUAACACUUCGUCUCCUUUCGGUGGUGCCGCUGCCACUAGUGCCCCGUCAGCAUUUGGCUCAACUCAGACAUCGGGCGGUUUUGGGUCUACUGCUACAUCCAACCCCCUGUUUGGAGCUUCCAAACCCGCUACCUCCUUAUUUGGCGGAGGUGCUGCCUCUUCAGCCCCCGCUCAACCUAGUUUAUUCGGAACUAGCUCAAACACUACAAACACUGGAUUUGGUUCUGGUACUGGCACCGGUGGCGCCUUUGGAUCUGGUGGAUCGCUAUUCGGCAGCAAUAAUCAACAACAACAGCAAAAUAAACCCCUAUUUGGCGGAGGCACUGGAACCACAGGCUCGACAGGUUUUGGUGGUGGUUUUGGCGCGUCGAAUACCAGCACCUCUACGCCGUUUGGUGGCACUGCAGCUACGUCCUCACCAUUCGGGGGUGGCCAGCAACAGCAGACUGGUACCAGCGCUUUUGGUGGCUUCGGACAAAAUCAAAACCAGAACCAAACCCAGAAUAAGGGACUAUUUGGCGGCUUCGGUGGAGGCGCUCAGCAACCGGCUACCGCUACUGGUGGAGGUGGCCUCUUUGGAGGGGGUAGUACUGCCAACACAGGCUCAGGCUCCUCCCUCUUCGGACAGAAUAACCAGCAGAGUCAACAGCCAGCUGCUGGUGGCUCGCUCUUCGGAGGAAAUAACCAGCAGACUGGGACCAGCUCCCUUUUCGGUGGUAACCAACAACAAGGCCAGAAGAGUUUGUUUGGGGGAGGAGCAACCACGGGCACUGGCACUGGCACAGGCAGCGCCUUCGGUGGUUUUGGAAACACUCAAACCCAACAAACCGGAACUGGUCUCUUCGGCGGUGCUCAGAACCAGCAGCAGCAAAAGCCUAGUCUGUUCGGUGGCUCUACGGGCACAGGCGGGUCGUCGUUGUUUGGCGGGGGCACUGGGAACCAAAAUACGGGCUCAUCGCUUUUUGGUGGUGCCCAGAACCAGCAACAACAGACUGGGGGUCUGGGAACCUCGAGCCUCUUUGGCGGUUCUCAGCAACAGCAACCCCAACAAAUGCAGCAAUCACAGCCUGCGCCUGGUAGCUUCCAGGCUUCCCUUCUCGACGGCAACCCCUAUGGCAACCAGUCAAUCUUCUCGGGUCUGCCUGCGCCGAACACUGCUAGUCCCGGCCCCUUGGCCACCCCGCUGUCUUCUGCGAACAAGCAGAAGCAGCGCACACCCCUGCCAGUCUACAAAAUCACGCCUAGUGCUGCCAACCGUCUCAUCACCCCGCCUAAGCCCCGAGGCUACGGAUUCUCUUAUUCCACUUAUGGAUCUCCCUCUAGCACUACCAGCACUCCUAAUGGCCUUGGUGGAAGUCUCCUUGGAGGAGGUAUGCGCGGCAGCUUCGGUGGCAGCCUGGGCCGUGGCACUUUUAGCAAGAGCUUCUCUACAAGCAAUUUGCGCAAGACAUUCGAUCCAGAAACCGACAGCGUCUUGUCUCCUGGUGCUCUUUCUUCUGGUAACUCGCGCCUAUCGAGUGGUAAUCUGAAGCGCCUGACCAUCGACCGAAGUCUGCGAAACGAUCUCUUCACUCGCUCUCCUAGCACACCUACCGCAAUAACCAAUGGGGACGACGCCGGCCCAAGCAAAGUCAGAAAGAAGGUCAGCUUCGAGUCAACUCCUGAUGGCACGACUGGUGGUGAAGUUGUCCCCGUGACAUCCCAGUCCCCCGAACCUACCCCAGAAGAACUAGGCUUCUUGCGCUCAGUUCGCAAGAGUGGAACUACCAAUGGUGUCAACGGUGUAAAGCCGGCGACCGAAAUCUCUGCUCAACCUGAGAUGGAGUCCGUUUCGAACAGAAGAACCCUUAUCACUGUCCCAGAAGAUACUGAGAGUGCCUCGCCUGCUUCGUCAUUCGAGGAUGGCACGCGACUGCCCUUCACUCCUAGCGGUGACCCCCAGCCAGGCGAAUACUGGAUGAAGCCAACAAAGGCUGAACUCAGCAAGUUGAGCCGUGAGGAGCUGAAGCGUUUCACCGGGCUGACAGUUGGCCGUCAGCGUUGCGGUUCGGUCACUUUCGAUGACCCCGUCGACUUGACUCAGAUUGAUCUGGACAAUAUCUUUUCUGGUCUGAUCGACAUUGGCGUACGUAAGAUUACUGUGUACCCUGACGAGUCCAUGAAACCUGCUAGAGGCAAGGGUCUGAACGUUCCAUCUACCCUGCGCAUUGAAAACUCUUGGCCGCGUGGUCGAGACAAGAAGAGCCCUUCAUCACUCACCAGCGGCCCACUUUUCGACAAACAUCUUGACCGUCUAAUGAAGGUACACAAUACGGAGUUCGUUAGAUAUGAGACCGAUACCGGAACCUGGGUGUUCCGGGUGGCUCACUACACGACAUAUGGUCUUGACUAUGAUGACGAGGAAGAAGAAGGUGAGAGCCACAACCAAAGCACCCUGAGUGCUGCUCCUGACACCCCGACUACUUUGAAGGCUCAAUUCCCUGCCGACCGCGAUCUGACCGUUGGCUCGGAGCAGAUGUCCACCUACUCCAUUGACGAUUCCUUUGCGAGUUCGGUAGGGGGAGUCGACGACGACACAUUCGAUUUCAAAAAGCGUAAAUUGGUUCCCGGGGCGUUUGGUAAUCAGGCGAUGGAGACGGUGGAGGAACAGGAGCUAGGAUCCGAAAAUGAAACCGAGUCUUUUUUAGAGGAAGGCUCCACGGGUUCAACUGAACAGGAUGGCGACGACGUCACCGAGAGCCAGCAAUCUGUUGGCGAGUCAGAAAUUGAAUUAGAUGAAGGCGAGGAAAUGGAUAUGGCGGGCACCUUUCCUAACCUUGAUCGUACCGUGGAGCAUGACAACGAUGAGGAUAUGGGCGACGAAACCACCCAGCCCUCAUUGAAACCCUGGAACACCCCCCCCAAAGCCCGCCUCGACCUUACCGGCGACUGGGCUGAACAAUUGCAACGAACUAUCAGCCCAAGAAAGCAGAACCGCGAUGCUCUCCGUGAGAUCCAAGCGAACGCUUUUAACGAGAGACUACUUAAUGAUGGGACGCCGACGAAAGCAGCAGCGAAUACUCAGCAAAAGGGGUUCAACACCAGUAUUGACCUGAUGAAUUCUUUGUUCCAGAAACCCCGCAAGCAAGCUCAAUCUCCGGCGAAACCACAGCCGCAAACGAAAGGUUUCGAGUGGCCGUACCACAAGCAGCCAAAGACCUUUGCAGGAGAAUCGAACGAAAUGAGCAAAGAUGACUUGGAUUUCCACCACUCCUUCAAACCUCGAUGGGGUCCCGUCAAUUCUUUGAUCUGCGCAAAAAGUGACAUGAGUGAGCAUGGAUCCAGGGACCCUCAUUGGAGGGGAAAACUUUCCAUUACCAGCGAAGGGCGGGAUAUUGUUGUCCUUGCUCCUGAGCGGACUUCAAUGCCCGAUGAAAUGCUCGAGAUCCAACGAAAACAAUCUUCUAUCACUCGUGUUGAUGGUCAGCCCUUUGCUCGACUUGCGCAAGCCAACUUCGAACAGUUCACCCAGGCAUCACAAUCUGUUCAUUCCGACCAGGAACAUCUGAUUUGGGAGUUGGCGAACAUUUUGUUCAACGAUCAAAUUGAAGAUGACCUGUCCGCGGGCGUUCCUUCACAGCUCCGGCAAAAGUACCUCCACCGCAUUAAGAAAGACCGGUUGAGUCGGCUCUGGGAAGGUAUUGUUCGUGAAAGAAACACACAUGCCGUAAACAAAGCCAGUUCCGCCGAGGAGCGCGCCAUUUACCUGUUGUGUUCGCACCGUGUCGAGGAAGCCUGCAGCGUUUUGAUGUCAGGCCAGAAUUUCCACCUCGCAACACUUGUCUCCCAGAUUGGGCGGGAUCCGACUACGCGGCGUGAUAUGGCCAAGCAAAUCGAGUCGUGGCGCGAACAAAAUGUCUUUUCUGAGAUGAGCGAGCCGAUCCGAGCCUUGUACGAACUUCUGGCUGGCAAUGCCCUCCGCAGCGAUGGGAAGUCUGGAGGAGCGCUUGAGGACCGUGCAUCAACAUUCACUUUCUCCGAGCGAUUCGAGUUGGAUUGGUUCCAGGCUUUUGGCCUUCGCCUCUGGUAUGGAAUCAGUGAUGACGAGCCCUUGGAGAUCGCAGUUUCGGACUACGCACAAGAUCUCAGGAGUGGACAGGAACCUGCAUUCCCUUCGCCUUCCCAUCUGGACAAUGACCGGGGCUUGUGGCAUACAUCUCCCGACACCGUUGGCCAUGAGUCCCCUCUUUGGGUUUUGCUGAAAACAUACACAGCGACUCUUGGAGUGUCUAAGGCUACCGGCGUGCCUUCACUUGAGCUACCUGCUGCAUUGCUGCCAGAGUCGGUAACGGGAGACAAGCUGUCAAACCGCCUAUCAUUCCAACUUUGCCAGGUGCUUGCUGCAGCGCUUGGACGGUAUGAGCGUCUGACCGUUAAUGUUUCUCAGAUGGACCAACUUGCGUGGGAGUAUGGUUGGGAGCUAAGUGCAACCGGUAACCUUACCCAGACUUUGUUUGUCUUGCUUCAUCUAUCGCAUGCUUCGGACCGCGAGAGGGCCGUAAAGGAGGUACUUGCAAGGUUUGCCGCCCAGUUACCAGAGCCACUUACACCAGAAAGCUCGCCGGGUGCAAUCUGGUUGCAGCUUACCCAUGACCUCCAAAUUCCCGAGAGUUGGAUUUGGAUGUCCAAGGCUCUUUAUGCUCGGAACGUCGGCGACGCAGCGCGUGAGGUCGAUUGUCUUGUCCGCGGAAAGAACUGGAAUGAUGCCCAUGCCACAUUCUGUCGGAUCGUUGGCCCGACGGCUGUCAUCGAGCACGAUUAUAAGACUCUCGAGACAUUAUUGUCUGGAUUUGGAGAAGCGCCGGAACGCAAGGUGCGCGGCUGGGCUAGCGGUGGUGGAGUCUACGAGGAUUUCCUCCAGUUGGCGACGGCCCGGGGGCGUGACCCUCAGCGCCUGAACCGCUUGGUGGAUGCGCUGGUGACUAUGGGUGAGGUUAUCAAUAAAUCAGGCGUGGAAGGGUUGGAAGAGCGCGUGGCGUUCAAAGAAAUGAGCCGCAUUGUUGCUGGCUGGACCACCCUGGAGGACGCAAAGGCAAUGGAAAUGUCCCGUGUCCUUCGACUUCCUCUGACAGGCGAUGCUCGUCUUCUGCAGACUGCGGAGAUGAGCAGGCGGUACUAUAGCGUUAUUAUGGCGGGGGGUUACUGAAAUCUGACUCGAGAAAUUUAAAGAACCUAGAUCCGUUCCGUUCCAUUCGUGUCUCUGUUGCGUCUACUUUGAUUACAUUGUCCAAUCCUGUACUCUAGCUUAGCUCAUGUUUUGUUUUGCUAUUUGACUUUUGCCCUGUAUCUCUUUUUAAUGAAGCUAUGCUGGAUGUUUCAGAAUGUUUUGUGAGUUUCUUUACAUGUCCCGUGCGUGGCAUGCCUUGUCUAGAUAGUUGCUUUACUCUGCAGUAGGUAGAUGAUAUCAGAGAUGAUUCGCCUUG
Messenger RNA from Aspergillus versicolor CBS 583.65, 6691 nucleotides. RefSeq names its product nucleoporin family protein. Lineage: Eukaryota; Fungi; Ascomycota; Eurotiomycetes; Eurotiales; Aspergillaceae. Bases 409 to 6414 code for a protein of 2001 amino acids. Gene Ontology annotation, biological process: post-transcriptional tethering of RNA polymerase II gene DNA at nuclear periphery; protein import into nucleus; RNA export from nucleus. The transcript is spliced from 5 exons. Gene Ontology annotation, cellular component: nuclear pore cytoplasmic filaments; nuclear pore. Gene Ontology annotation, molecular function: structural constituent of nuclear pore. The record is from RefSeq and is a predicted model, not a curated record.